AUGGACAAAGUCACGCCUGAAAGGGGGGUCCACGACGACCAGGGAGAAGGAAAUGUCAAAGACGACAAUUCGACCAACCUACAUGAUGUCGAACAAGGGGAUGAAGUCGAUACAGAGACAAUCGAUCGCAUCUAUAAAAAAAUUGAUUGGCGAAUCAUCCCGCCAUUUUGGACUUUGUAUUUCCUUUGCGCAGCGAUCCGUUCAAAUAUCGGGCUAGCCCAGACCAUGAACAUUGAACAAAAACACGACCUUGGCAACGAACUCAACAUAUCUCCGCAACAAGUCUCAACUAGUUUGGCUCUGUUCUAUGUCUGCUACGUGCUUUUUGAUCUGCCGUCUAAUCUGAUUAUGACGAGGCUAAGCCCUCGGGUCUGGAUGAGUCGCAUUGUUAUCAGCGUUGGUAUCAUUGGAUGCUGCUUUGCUGCGGUCAAAGCUGCGUGGAGUUUAUAUUUACUUCGGCUCCUCCUUGGAAUUGUCAUUGCCGGCAUGUGGCCAGGAAUGGCCUAUUAUCUCACUCUCUUCUACCCGCCCUCCCGCACCGGAAAACGGAUAGGCCAAUACUUCACCGCAGCGCAGGUAUCUGCCGCAGUUGUCGGUCUCGUCUCUGCAGGCUUCCAGGAAAUGGACGGCUUGAAGGGCCUUGUCGGAUUCCAGUGGAUGUUUCUUCUAUACGGCAUCGCAGGCACUCUCACCGGAAUCAGUCUUCUCUGGUGGCUUCCAGAACGGCCCCUGCCCCCUGGACAAAAAUUGCCUCCAAGACGACGAUAUUUAAGAUGGAUACCUCAAACGCGUCCGGUACUUAAGGGACGAGAUGCGGAGAUACAUUACCGUGAUUUGAAACGUGUUUACCACAGCACCCAAUGGACCAUGCGAGAUCUUGCUGGCGUGUUGAUGGACUGGCGGCUGUGGCCUCUUACGCUCAUGUACUUUGGCGUCGUUGGCGUGGGAAUCGGCGUGCAGAAUUACGGAACCGUUAUUAUUAGAGGGGCCAAUCCGUCACUUACGGGGGUUCAACUAAGUUUACUAUUCGCUCCAAUUUGGAUUAUGGACCUCAUCGCCAUCGUCCUCGUAACCCCUUUCUCCGACCGCUUCCACCACCACCGCGGCAUCUUCUUCAUCGUCCCCGUCCUCUUCCAAAUCCUCGGCUUACUCCUGACAACCUAUGCCGGCUCCGUCACGAACGCCUGGCCCCGCUACGGCGGCCUGCUGAUCGUCGGCUUCGGCCUCGGCCCUACCGUGCCCAUAACCAUGACAUGGACGAACGAGCUCUUCCAACCACGCCACGGCGAGGUGGGCGUCGCCGCGGCAUCCGCUCUGGUCUCCGGCCUGGGCAACCUGGGGAGUAUCCUCACCACGUACGCGCUGUAUACUGGCUGGGACAGCGACCGCCAGGCGACGGGGAUGAAGAAGUAUCGGAAGAGUAAUUUGGUUAUGAUUGGGAUUCUCUGUAGUAGUGUUGUGGCCGCGAUUACGUUGGAGGUGUUGUUGAGGAUAUUUGGAGGGAAGAAAACAGGGGCGGGUGGGGAUGUGGAUGGAGUGAAUGGCGAUGGUGCAGCUAAGAGAGAGGUGGAGCAGAGAGGACUGAAGGGAUUAUGGCUUCUGAAGCUGUUCGGGAAGUAG
This is a messenger RNA of Blastomyces dermatitidis ER-3, 1620 nucleotides long. Its product is annotated as MFS transporter. The record is from RefSeq and is a predicted model, not a curated record. Lineage: Eukaryota; Fungi; Ascomycota; Eurotiomycetes; Onygenales; Ajellomycetaceae. The transcript is spliced from 4 exons. Gene Ontology annotation, biological process: biotin import across plasma membrane. Gene Ontology annotation, cellular component: membrane. Gene Ontology annotation, molecular function: dethiobiotin transmembrane transporter activity; biotin transmembrane transporter activity; solute:proton symporter activity. The coding region runs from base 1 to 1620 and encodes 539 amino acids.